AUGGCAAGCGUCAUGGCGAUAUCUAGACUGCGUAGAUCCACAAACACCAAGGCAAUAGCGUACAAUGAAUUUGACGAUCCAGACAGCAGUGAUAAUGAUGAUUUGCCAUUAAUCACGCAACAGACUUCCAACGAUGACACUGAGGAUGAGGAAGAUGAUGAACAUGCAGAAAAUGCUGAUCAACCGCUUCGUCAGAGUAUAUCCUCCAGCAUUACCUCCGUCUCUUUUACCCGCAAGCCAAGAAAAUCUCGUCAAGUCGCACUGGACCGCAAAAAGGCAGCUUCGAAAAGCCGACGAUCCUUAAUCAUGGAUUCACUCGAAAAGGUGACUCCCUAUUCCUCCUCUUCCCUUACCGUGGCCAGUACGCAAAGUAGUACUACGGAAGCAUCCGCCAUGUCAAAAAGUAGUGUCUUUAAGAAGGCUUCUGGGUUUUUGGCAUCACGGCGGUCUUCCAUAGGACAAACCUUUGGAUCACCCACGCCAUCCUCCUCACAGCAUAUUGUUGGACCACCGCCUGGAGAAUGGAAUGAAUUAAUUGAUGAUGAUGAAGACGACGAAGCGUUGAAUGACGAAGGCGACGAAGCGUUGAAUGACGAAGUUUAUGAAAAGGACUUGAACGAUGAGGUUGACACACGAGGGGAUGGUCGUCCCAAGUUGAAUCUUAGAAACAAUGAAGUUCAAAUGGGUUGGGCCAAUGCUAGUAUGGUCAGUCUGCUGACGACCCAAACGACAGCCGAUGGCAGUAGCAAGACUUUGAUGAGACCACCUUCCUUCAAGGACAUGAACAACAAGUCUGGCAAUGCAUCUGUCAACAGCAGCAAGAGUAUUACGGGUACUACUCGCGAAUUGUCUCCUCAUCGGCAACAACUAAUACGGAAUCGUAGUCGAGGAGGAGCAACGCCACAGUCUCAAAAAUCGCAAAAAUCGAUCCAAUCCUUUAUGACCACGGGAACCAGUUCCACUCUGAAACCACCAUCGUUGAAGGGUAUGCCAAGUCAAGACAUGAUGGACGAUCAAACGACUUCCACGCUCAAACCUCCUUCCAUGAAUAAUCUCAUCAUGUCAUCCUCCUCCGACUAUGAUGAUGAUGAUGAUGACGAGAAUGAUUCCAAUCAUCAUCAUCAUCAUCAUCAUCAUGAUACGAAAUCCUUAAAGCCACCUUCCUUGACAAACCUCAUUGGCAUUUCGGCGUCAGAGGAUGAACAAGAUCCUUCCAUUUCCAAUCACAACAUCGAAGCUGCUGCUGCUGCUGCUAGUGGUGCAGAAGAAGAGACCUCCUCGGACAUUGAGAAUUCCAAGCAUGUGACCAAACGAACAGUACGAACCACGGUAAAGGAUACUGACGAUGAUGCCAUGCUGGCAACAUUGACGCCGUACCAACAAUUUGAUCCCACCAAACUGGAUGGUAGUGCCAAGAAAAGCACCAACAACAAGAAGGUACAACAGCAACAACUAGGUGAUACUGAAGAUGAUGCCAUGCUGGCAACAUUGACGCCGUACCAAACAUUUGAUCCUACCAAACUGGAUGCUACUGCUGCCCAGAAAAGCACCAACAACAAUCACAAGAAGAAGAAGAAGAAGGAACAAGAUGAUACUGAUGAUAGUGCCAUGCUCGCAACAUUGACACCAUACCAACAGUUUGAUCCUUCCAAUCUCGAUGAUGCUGCUACUGCUGCAAAGCCAAAAGAUUGCAAGAAGGAACCACAGGAAGAAAAACAAGAUGAGGACCCAAUAGCACCAAAGAAGAAGAAGAAACAAGUUGGAACCAUCAAACCAAAACGGAAAAAGAAGACUGGCAGACAAAAAUCGAAACGAUCCUUGGUUUCACCCGAGCAAGGAACAGCAACUUCUGCAGAAUCUACCACCACUCCGCCUACCGUACCCAAAGAGCCAUUGUCACCGAUACGAGUCAGGCGAACCCCUCCCACGGCGCCGUCUACACCAAAGGAACCAGUAUCCUCCACCUCGACACCACUUCAGAAGAAUGAUGCUGAUACUAAUGCUGAUUCUAAUGCUGCUGGUCCAAAAGGAGAAUUCUCCAUUUCUCCCAAACAAAAGCGACGCUCCAACCGAAUGGAUCGAAUCCAAAAGCGAUCCAGUAACACUAGCAAUGUUAGUAGUGGCAUCAGCAAUGAAAGUCGAUCGAAAUUGUCAGAACAUCUCGAGGGAACUGCAUCCGCUGUCCGACGAACUUCCUCCGGUUCGACUCGUUCUUCCUUUGGUUCGGUGCGGUCGUCUCGGAGUGAUGGUCUUUUAGUAGCGAAGAAUCGACGAGGAGGACUUACGGUUGGAGAUGGCAAUAACAAUGCCAGUGCUUCGGUGGGUGGUGGGGGUAGUAGUACUACCACCCAACAACGACGUGCCAGUCGUACGGCAGCCGAAUCUCGGCGUGCCUUGCGACGAUCCACUGCUACUAGUGGUGGUAAUCGCAAUGGGCUUUCGCAAUCCCCAGGAAAGCGCAAGGAUAUCAUGAGAUCACCAGGGAGACUCAACAAGGACAAGGGAUACAUUUCAUCUUUUUUGGGCGGAUCUGGUCCUUGUGGCGAUUCGAUUCCAUCUUUAGGGAGCAUUUAUGAUAAGGACUCAUAG
Cylindrotheca closterium is the source of this 2589-nucleotide messenger RNA. NCBI's taxonomy places the organism in Eukaryota, Bacillariophyta, Bacillariophyceae, Bacillariales, Bacillariaceae. The record is from the annotation of a GenBank genome assembly.